Molecule: messenger RNA, 2271 nt
Organism: Tetrahymena thermophila SB210
Lineage: Eukaryota; Ciliophora; Oligohymenophorea; Hymenostomatida; Tetrahymenidae
Product: AMP-binding enzyme family protein
Exons: 3
Source: RefSeq, a predicted model, not a curated record
AUGGAUCUAAGAAAAAUUGAUUUAUUCUCCUAGUCCUUCUAAUUUAAUGUUGGUGGCUAAUAAGUUAAAAAAGGAACAAAAGCGGGUGCUCUUCUUACUAUUGCUAUUUUGUUUUCCACACUAAUUUAUUUUAUUUACCUUUCAUAUCAGUAUUAUAGUAACUAAAUUGAUCCAAAAUUUAGAGCUUAAAGCUUCAUAACUGAAGAUACCACAGAAGUCGAAUUGCGUAAUGAUCUUGUAGGAUUUAGAUUUGAGUAUAACGUAAAUACUAGCAUUGAUUCUUUAUAAGCAUAGCAAAAUUUAACAUAUUUAGUGUAUUAUGCUUAUUUUUUGUACUAAAAUUAAUCUCAAUUGUAACAGAUUCCUGUAAAUAUAAUAAAAUGCACUAAUUAAGAGUUAGAAGGGUAUAAUUGCUUAGACUUUUCUUCUAUAUCAAACUAUACCUUGAUGCUUAACACAAGAUAGAACAUUCUUUCUCAAAUACUCAUUUACACUUAUGGUUGCUAUGAUAUAGAUUCUGUUAAGUCUACUGUCCCAAAUAAUUGCGCUAAUCAAACUGAUAUUGAUAAUAUGAUUAAUGGAGAAUAGGCUUAAUUUCGUGUGAAGUUAUUCACUUCAUAAUAUAAUACUACAUCUUAAUAGGUCUAAGUUAAUUACAGGAAUGCUUAUAUAAUCUUAUUAUCUGAUCAAUUUACUUUGAUAACUUUAAAAGCUUAAAAGUAAAUGACAAACAUUAAGGAGGGAUUUUUAAUAUAGUCAGAAAAGGAAUUUUCAUCACCUAUUGAGUAUUCGUUAUCAAAUCAAGGCUUUGAUAGAAAUUUUUCAUUAUCAGAAACAUAUUAUGAUCCUUACAUUCAAAUUACGUUGGUGAUGGAUGAAAUUAUCUAGUAGUUUUAGAUUUAGUAUCCCACUUUUCCAGAAAUUAUAUCUCUUGUUAAUGGAACAUUUGCGCUACUCAUGACUCUAGGAAUAAUUGGAAGAUUUCUUGCUAAGAAAUAAUUAAAAGAAGAAAUAUAUUUAAUGUUUUUGUAAAAUAUGUAUAAUGACACUUAUGAGUAGCUGAUUUAAGCAAACAAAAUUUUUGAAUAAAAAGAAAGAAUUUGUUUAGAUACUUAAAGUAAGAAAUAUAAUGAAAACGUUGAAGAGUACAUAGAUACUAUAGAUUCACCAAAUUUAGCAGCUCGAAAAUUUUCAACAAAAUUAAAAUAGAGUGUAGAGGCUUCACCUAAAAUUAAUGAGUUUUCAGAUUAACUAUUUAAAAAGAAGUUAGAAACAGAAUUUUAAGAAAAUUAAAUAUUCUAAACAUAAUUAAAAAAAACUAAUUCUGUUUUUAGUUUUGCUAAUACUGAAAAUGAAUAAGAUCUAAAUAAAUAAAAUUUUGUUCGUUAGUUUAAACUUGAUACUGAUCCUUAAUCAAGUAAACGUGAUUCAAUUGUAGAUUAAUAAUCAUAAUAGUUAAUUUAUAGCUAAUUCCAAGAAGGUGAUAAGUAAAAUCAAUAAAAAGAUUAAAAUUAAUAAGUUUUAAGAAAAUUUAGUUUAUUUUCACUCAAUUAAGAAGAUAAAGGCAUCAAUAAAAGUGCUCCUAAAGCUUCGCUAUUUAUGGAAAAAAGUAAUAAAUUAGACAUAAGUAGCACUUCUAAUUCAAUGGAUACAAAAAAAAGAGUACUUAGCAUCUCAGUAAAGAAAUCUUAAUUUGGAUAAAAAUCUCUUUCGAAUAGUACUAAGAUAUAGAGGAACAAAAACUAAGAUGUCAACGAAAUUGCUGAACACUUUAAACAAAAGUUAAAAUUACUUUCAGAUUAAAAAAUUUCAGAGAAGAUUAAGAAUACUAUAUUCAGAAUGAAAAUAUUGAAAAAGAAAUAAAGUAAUGAAUUUAAAGAUUUGGAUUUAUCUGUAAAAAAGCUGAUAGAUUCUUAAGUGAAUAAAAGCCUAGAUAUUUUGCAGGUGUAUAAAGAGAUUAUAUUUAUAAAGAAAGCUAUGAUGAUUUUACUGACAAAAGAUUAGUUAGCAGCUAUUUCUUUAGUAGGUUGUUCACCUUAUUUCUUAAGCAAAGAAUUGCUUGAAAUAGAAAAAAAGAAGUAUUAAGAAUAAAAUGAAGAGAAAAAAAAUUAUUUUGAAUAAUAACUUGCUAUUUCCUUAUCCGAAGAAUUACAAUAAAAGUAUAUCAAAAAAUUUUUAUCUAAAUGCUUAAAUAGCGAUUCAGUAAGUGAGAUUGAUUAUAGGAUAUUAUCUUCUAUUCUUAAAGGCUAAUCUAAAUAAAUAAAUUAAUGA